Molecule: messenger RNA, 3150 nt
Organism: Exophiala mesophila
Lineage: Eukaryota; Fungi; Ascomycota; Eurotiomycetes; Chaetothyriales; Herpotrichiellaceae
Exons: 5
Coding region: 38-2377 (779 amino acids)
Biological process (GO): DNA-templated transcription
Cellular component (GO): nucleus
Molecular function (GO): DNA-binding transcription factor activity, RNA polymerase II-specific; DNA binding; zinc ion binding
Source: RefSeq, a predicted model, not a curated record
AUGAUAACCUCAUCCUUCUGCUGGAAAAGUCCUCGGCAUGCGUUCAAACAGGCCAGAUCCUGUGUAUGAGUCUCAAGCCCGCAAGUACCGGUCUAAACGGCAACGACCCUGUGACAUUUGUAGACAGCGCAAAACCCAGUGCAAGAUCCCCGGAUCUGGUGGAGCGUGUGAGCUUUGCGACAAACUCGGGCGCAGCUGUACAUUUGUCUUGCUGCCUCUGAGAAAGGAGCGAUGGCCUCCAGAACAGUCAAGUUCGGCGUUGCAACAACCAUCGCGUCCCUCGGAGACUUUUCCAACAGAGCAGCAUCGUGCCACGCAAUCUGAUUUCGACGCCCGCCAUAGCGACCCUAUGGCCAUCGAUGUCAGCGCUUUCGAGAACUCAGUCUUAGAAUUUGAUAUUGAUGCCGAUUCGCACCCAUUGCUACCUGUAUCUGACCAGCUGUCGUCGUUGGGCCAGCGGGUCCCGGAGUCACAGGGCGGCAGUGCUAUCGAUUGGUCGUACCUCAACUUUCCCAUCUCCCCUUUGAAUAACGACUUCGAACUCUCAAGUCGAAUGUCGGCAGUCAAUGACGGCUCACCCCAGGCAUUUCGACCGGAACACGUCUCGCCAGUAUUGUAUCAAACACAUGCGCAACGUGGGGAUGGUGCAGCUGGCAUCAGCUCGAGUGAUCAAGAUGAUAUGCCCGAGGAUCUACCACCGGACAAGCAAGAAGCUCCGAGAAAUGGAGAGUGGUCAAGCGAGUUCUCCCUUGAUGAACGCCCUGGUUAUUCCUCCCAACUUGUCGGCUUAUCAAGUGAGACUGAUCCGUUCCUUCUACGGCACUACCAGUACGAUAUGCGAGACACGUUUCGGAUGUUUGCACUUGAUUUUCGUAAAGUCACGGACGACAUGAACAUGCCAGGGCCUCUCGCUUCACCUCAACCAUCACAUAUUCCUGUCACUGACAUACCAGUCCAAUUUGUCAUGACCGACGAGGAGAUCUGCAAAGAGGAUGUCAAAUCAAUCGACACGGACUUUGCAGGGUUCAGUACUGAAGCUGAAGACCAUGCUUUGCUAUACGAGAUUGUUCCCAUUGACUUGGGCUCAAGACUUCUAAAACUCUUCUUUAAAUUUAUUCAACCAUCAUAUCCGGUUCUCUCGUCGCACGACCAUAAUGGUGAGUAUCGAAAUUGCAACUGUUCAACGGGCUUGAGAGCAGCGGUCUACGCGCUAGCCGCGCCAUAUUACUUCCUCGAUGACUAUCUCUCCGUGGACAGAGGGUAUCAGCAACCUUCCACAGAAAAGCUCUGGGGCAUAGCUCAUCGUGGCUUGCAGCGGGAUUCCCGGAAGUCUCAUAUAGGGCUUGUGCAGCUUAGCCUGUUGUUGUUGCAUCGGCCUCCGCAGAAUUAUGCUGUCGCCGACAACCCAAGCUCGUGGGCCCUGGCGUGUUCUGUACUCGCUGCAGCAGAGACCUUCGGACUGAAUCUGGACCCUUCAGAUUGGAAGCUUCCUUCACACGAAGUCAGGCUGCGGAAGAGGCUGUGGUGGCUUGUUCACGUCGAGCAUACCUGGCGCGCUCUAGUCUCAGGACGGCCAUCUCACAUCGCCGCCUCCAAUUGGGAUGUCUCUGAGUUGACUGCAGAUGAUUUCGACCUUGAUGACAUUGCAGAUCCGGAAGCUCGCAGCUGUGUUCAAGCACAGAGCCCUUAUUUUAUGGCUCUUUGCAGCCUGAGUACGAUUGCUAGCGAAAUACUUGACGCUCUUUAUUCCAUCAAGUCGAUCCGUCAAGCUACCACCCUGGAGGCACUUCUAGCCCGCGCACAUCCAUUGAGGAUGAUGAUCCAACAAUGGCGACAGAAACUACCUCCGGAUGUCUUAAAGCCGACCAAAGAGCUGAUGGAGGAUGAUGGCCUCGACAACUGUGGUCCACUCCGCCUGACGUAUUUGACGCUGGAGUUACUGGUUUUCAGGGCACUUCUUCGUCCACUGGCUUACCAGCCGGGAACAAGUGAGCAGGCAAUGUCAGAACCGCGGUCUACCAUCUUUCAAAAUAGCCAAUCAUGUGCCAAGCUUGUUCUGGAGUUGGUGGCAGCUCUCAAGGCAAAUCACUUUGUCAAUUUCUGGCCUUCGUAUACGAGGGAUCAACUGUCGUACAUGACGAAUUUUGCCCUUCUUCUCUUUGUGCAGUCGCCGUCAAUAGCUAUGGCGAAAGAGAACAAGCUUCUCCUGGACAAAUGGCGCAUUACUGCCCGGAUGCAGUCGCGGGCCUGGCCUGUUCUCAAACUGGCAGUCAUGCGACUUGACGCUGUAGUUUGGAAAGGAUUGGAUCACAUCGUGAGUUGGGCUGGAAAAGGCAGUCCGGCGGAACUACUGCUGAGGAAAACGGACAACGGCUAAAGGCUGCUGUUCUGGAAUUAUUGAAGUGGCAUAAGAAGAGACACGGGGAUUGCAUCCGAGAGCUUGCGCUUGUUCAAUGACUACGGCAAUAACGGCGUCUGCGGGCCCGCAGUCCGCAUUGUUGGAACCAAGGGUGAGAUCCAGGUCUGGCCGCCGCUCUAUCGCCCCACCCGCAUAUAAUUCCCUGAGGCUGCGUUUCUGUCGUAAGUAACACUCCUUGCAGAAUCAUGAAUGCCUACCCAAAGCUUCGAUCACACUAUAAUACUCCGUAUAUCUACGAAGACUGGUACGAGGGAUGGUUCGGGUAUUUGAGUUGAGAACCGUCCAUUGAAUGGACCUGGGAACUGAGGGUGCCCCGGUCCGGAUAGAAACAACCGGCGAUACACAAAGGCUCCCGUCUCCUGGAGUCGGAAUCAUCCCCGUAAAGUUCUGAAAACGCUGCGACUAGAGAACAAGGCCAUUCUAUAGGUACAAGGUAGCCUCCAGGAAAAAUAAAAGAAGGAGCCCGAGGAAGGGAGACGGUAAAACCGCUUUUCAGGGACGGUCCAAAAAUCGUACCCUGUUCUGCAAAAACGCAGAAAAGGGGAUUCGAGGAAGGAGAGGAGGCAAGGGCGGAGCCGAGUCGCCAUGUCGACGCCCCGUCCGCCGACGGAAAAUCCUAGUCACGGGUGGGACAAUCAUCGUACAAUCCGAGUGGCAGGUCCAGCGCGAGGAUGCGUCGCCGGUCGAUGUGGAAAAGUGGACAAAGUUGAGUGAAGGGUGACGAGAAAGUG